CUGGCAAUAUCUGAAAACCCUGGAUCGAUAUUCCAAUAUUCCAAUACAUAGAGCGUCUUACCAUUCCAUCCAGCCACCUCUGUUCAUUUCGUUAUUAUCUACGUCAACAAAUGACUUCUCUUGUGCCUUUCCCUAUCUGUAAACUCCCAUCAACCGCACUCACCGCUGUAACGGAUCACAUGAACAUUUUAGAAAUUUUUUCCCUUCUUGCCACUUCACAAAACUCAAACCACCUCGUUUCCAAGUCCAUCAGAGCUUUUACAAUGUUGAAGAGAGCCUCAAGAAAGGAUUACUUCACUGCUUCGAUUAUUGCCUGUGAAGAUCUUAUCGAAAUCAUUCUAAGUUUUCAAGGAUACCAACUCCCUAUUUAUGUGGGGAAUGAACUUUCCGAAGUUCGAAAAACAAUCAUCUUCCUCAACGAAACCGUUAUUCUGUAUCCUUUUAAUAUCGAAAUAGAUUAUAGAAAGGAAGAAGACGUCCGACGAAUUGUAGAAAUGAUUCGCUCAAUUCGUCAACGGUUCUACAUAUUCUGCUUCACAAACCAAAGCAUAUCGGAGGAGUUGUUCGAGAUUAUUCUGAAACUACGCUCAUGCAAGUUGCACAUAGAUGUGACAAAUCCCCACAGGAUAAGCGUCAACAACUGGAAGAUGCUCAUUAAUUGCGUGAGCACAUCGGCUAGCUUCAACGGAAUUAACAUCUCAAGCCGAAAGAUAAGGAUGCUUCGAAAAUUAUGGAAUAAAGGAAAUUCUCUGCGGUCGUUUGAAGCAAAAGGAAUGAAUAUAAAGAACAGAUACUGUUCGAUAGAUUCAUUUGGUAAACGCAAAUUCAACAUUAAUGGAUAGUUUUUUUUUAAUACUAUUUUUCUCUUUUUUGUCCAUUUCUCACCAUAUAUCUAUUCUAGAUAUCUAUUCUUCUGUUCAAGAUUUCAAAAAAAAAAAUCUUCAACAAUAAACUAAUGUUCAACUAAA
This is a messenger RNA of Caenorhabditis elegans, 968 nucleotides long. It is a transcript of the gene T26E3.5, whose product is annotated as F-box domain-containing protein. The record is from RefSeq and is marked reviewed. Lineage: Eukaryota; Metazoa; Nematoda; Chromadorea; Rhabditida; Rhabditidae. The coding region runs from base 111 to 842 and encodes 243 amino acids. The transcript has 2 exons.